UGGAACAGAUUAAACUGGUAUCUGGGGGUUCCAGUUUACUCAUGUUCUCUGAAUGUCAGAAAAAAUCAAGAUAAACUGAAAAAUAUUUGUGCACAAAUUGAUGAAAAUGAGAACUUUAUUGAUUCCACAAAACAGGAGGCAUCAAGUAUGUAGUUCCUCUGGGGCUCGAACCCAGGACCUUCUGAGUGUAAGGCAGUUGUAGGAUAGGGGAUAGAUAACCACUACAGUAUCACUACACAUUCUCUAUAAUCUAUGGAAAAUACUAGUGAUCAAACAACAUAGCCAGAUGAACAGAAAGUGGGCGGAGCUUUUACCACCAAUGGUUUAUUUCAUUUAAUUUCAGCUCAUUUUGAACCCAGGAUUCAUACAUGAGACCCAUGAAGUCUUCGAUGGUUGUGGGUAAAAACUGUUACGGAGUAUGGGGUAACUGGAUGGGCACAUGUUGAUCAGUUGGACUAUGAGUAUUGGAAACAUUCCAGGUUUUCUAGAAGACUGCCAAGAUGGCUGCCAACAUGGCGCUAAGAUAGCUGCUAACAUGGCUGCUAACAUGCUUACCUGAGAAGCCCGACUGAUUUCAAUCCUCUCUAAAUCACAUAAAUCCUUAAAAACACCACUGUUUUAUGAUCACUUCUAGAAAAAUAUCAUCCAUUAUUUUACACUUCCUGUGUUUUUUUUAAUCAAAAAAACUUAAAUGUUUGCAUUUUGUUUGGAUCAAUUCAAGUUUUACACACAGGCUUCGGGCCUAUGACGAUGACUCCACAGUCUCUAAGAAGUGAUGAAGAUCCAGUCACCUCAGCUCUGUGAUCCUUUUUAAGGAUUCAUUCCAACAACAGGAUCGUACUUUGAAAGACUUUGUUCAAAUGUUUAUGGAUUCCUUCGACCAAAGACCGGACAGGUGUUCUGUGGACAUAGGGCCUUCACUGCCCUCGGAGUGAUGAUGAGGAUGAUGACGACGAUGACGUUAAAUCUGCCAUGAGCCAAUCAUCAUCACAAUGUCAGCGGUUGGAGAUCAACUUGUUGGAACUAAUCUACGCAAAAUGGAGGAUACGAUUCAACAGUUGGAAAAUCAGUUUCCUGGAAACAACCUGGACUUUAAUGGAUUAGCAGAGACCAACCAGGAGGAGCGGCCUGACCCUGAAGAACAGGUCAUUUCACCGAGUUAAAAACCUUCGGAAGAAAAUGUGACAACGCAGAAAGUACCAGGAUUUAUAAAAGCCGGGGUUGCAUGGUUGAAGACAAUGUUUGAAUCCUUGCACAAGCGUAUCCAGGAAACCCUGGUGGAGAGGAGAACCCGCAGAGCCAGACUGGUGACCAAAGAUGGCCGCUGCAACAUCGAGUACGGAAACAUCAUGUACAGCAAACACUUUGCCUUCCUGGCCGACUUUUGGACCACUUUUGUGGAAAUCCGAUGGCGUUUUGUUCUUCUUACCUUCAUUGCCUCCUUCACCCUCAGCUGGUUCAUUUUUGGCCUGCUCUGGUACUGGAUUGCUCGCAGUAAUGGAGACCUGGAGUGGCAAAACCCAACAAAGGACCACGUCCCGUGUCUUGACAACGUCAUGGGUCUCACCACAGCGUUUCUAUACUCUCUCGAAACCCAGACGACGAUCGGGUACGGAGGACGAGCUCUAACCGCGGUCUGCCCCGGAGCCGUGGCUCUGCUCAUAAUCCAGUCCCUGGUAGGAGCCAUCAUCAACUGCUUCAUGUGCGGAGUCAUCCUCUCCAAAAUCUCUUUACCUAAAAAGAGAGCAAAGACCAUCCGAUUCAGUGAAAUGGCCGUGAUCUGCCCCAAGGGCAACUCUCUGUGUCUGUCCAUCAGGGUUGCCAACCUACGAAAAACCCUGAUGAUUGGCAGCCAGCUCUACGGCAAGCUGCUGAGAACCACCUCCACGCCCGACGGGGAGACCAUCAUCAUGGACCAGAUGAACAUCGACUUCAUGGUGGACGCUGGGAAGGACAACCUCUUCUUUGUGUGUCCUCUCACGCUGCACCACAUCAUCGAUAAGAGCAGCCCGUUUUUCGAUAUGGCGGUGGACACGCUCCACAAGCAAGAGUUCGAGCUGGUGGUUUUCCUGGACGGCACCGCCGAGUCCACCAGCUCCUCCUGCCAAGUGCGGACCUCUUUUAUCCCGCAGGAGAUCAUGUGGGGCUACAACUUCUUGCCCAUCAUUUCCAGAAGCAAAGAGGGCAAGUACCGAGUCGACUUCUCCAACUUCUCCAGGGUGGUUCCUGUGGCCACAGCUCACUGCGCCUACUGCUUUCACAACAUCAAGGGCCACCACCACCACUCCAUAAACGGACAAGACAACCAGAGCUUUGAGGUGAUCGACAUCAGCGAUCCCUCGAACGUCACCAAGUUGUAAAGUGAUGCCGAACCACGUGAACCAGUAAACAAUCUGGACCGGAGAGAGAACACGUCCUAAAGACCCUGACGUUUGUGGUGAACAAUGCACUGUGUAGCAUUUAAAUGUGGGGAGAAGACUUAGUGUCGUUUGUUUGUUUGUUAUCCAGUUAAGCCAUCUGUGUGGGGGCUAGGACAGUUAUUGUUCAGAUCUGUAUGUAACACCACGCCUGCCACUGUCUUUGAGCAAAAACCUGUUUUCAAAACAGAGACCAGGUCCAUCAGGGAGGGCAAGUCUUUCAAAGUACUCUUCUGCCCUUGCUGCUUUUUAAGAUGAUUAUCUUUGACCUUGCUCAUGUCGGAUCACCACCAGCUGAGAGACAGAGGCGAAGGAAGUGCAUUAUCCUCCGCACGUCCUACAAUUACUCGAAGAACCAUUUCUGUGGAGAUACUGGAGAAAAAGUUAUUCAAUUAUUCACACCACUUAAGGAACAAAAGGGAGGCGAGAGCCAUUAGAGUAUAAACUGGAACGGUUCAGACGCGGAGGCACUGAGGACCGGACUCAGGGACGAGUUGUUUAAUCUUUGUGUGAUGAUGUCACUGUGGUGUUCUUGAAUGUACCACAGGUUUUGAAGAUUGUAAACUGAAUGUCAUUUUUUGUAUGAAAAACAUGACAAAAUACACCGAAAUAAAAUAUAUUUUUGCAUUAAGUUCCACUGCUGUUGUCGUCAUUAGUUGUAAACUCAAUGGCCUGAUUAUUACAUAAUGUCUGUUUUGUUUUGUUCUAAAGGUCAAAUGAACACCGUGGCAGCUGCCGCCUCCUCGUCGUGGUAUUAAUCUGUAAACACAGAGAAGUUGUGACAUCAAACAGGGAUCAACACACGACACACUGAUGGGGUUUGUUGUUGUUUUUUUUUUUAGGAUAAAAGCCGUUGCUUACGACCCAUUAUUUUGCCUGCAGACUGUGAACAUGACACCAGAACUCUCCAUUUAAACACACUGUGUGCUAGCAUGGGGCUUUGACAGGUGUUGCUCUGGGUGGACCUCCCACUGUGACCUCUUUAAGGCAGUGCACGCUGUGUCACUCAGAGACGGAGAUGAGACAGUCGGCAGAUGGAUCCGUGUCUGUUCUAAUGAAUCAGGGGAUACAAAUGUGACGCAGACGCUUUGUUGACAACUUUUACCCAUUUUUAAGAUGAUAUUUUGUAUUCAUGGUAUCUACUGAUAAACCACUUUGCCAGACUGUCGCUGCCGUCUGAGCCAGAUGCCAUGUGUGCUCGUCUGCCAGUGGUUAGAAUUUACGGCUGUAUUCAAAAAGA
Molecule: messenger RNA, 3657 nt
Organism: Cynoglossus semilaevis (tongue sole)
Lineage: Eukaryota; Metazoa; Chordata; Actinopteri; Pleuronectiformes; Cynoglossidae
Gene: kcnj1a.1
Product: potassium inwardly rectifying channel subfamily J member 1a, tandem duplicate 1
Exons: 3
Coding region: 1239-2360 (373 amino acids)
Biological process (GO): potassium ion import across plasma membrane; regulation of monoatomic ion transmembrane transport
Cellular component (GO): plasma membrane
Molecular function (GO): ATP-activated inward rectifier potassium channel activity
Source: RefSeq, a predicted model, not a curated record